AUGGAGUACGCAACAGGCGCCGGAUUGAAUACGUGUAAAUGCUGUUUGCCAAAUACUCGGCGAGACCUUUUGAAGGAUAUUCAGAAUUGGAUCAGUAGCACCGAGGAGGGCGCUCCACGCGUAUUAUGGUUGUCUGGCACAGCAGGCAAGGGUAAAUCGGCCGUUGCCCAUACAAUAGCCAACUGGUAUAUCGAAAACGGUGGUCUUGGCUCAUGUUUCUGCUUCGAUCGCACUCGGCAAGCGGAUCGGCGUCAAGACAAAAUAUUCACGACCAUCGCAAGAGAAUUAGCGGACUGCAACCCUAUCGUGCGACGAGCCUUGGCGCAAGCAGUUCGUGAUCACGACGGACUCAAGCGCACUCUAGAUAUCACAAAACAGUGGCAGGAACUCAUCAUUGGGCCGACGAGCAUAGCCUCAAAAGCCAUUGCUGCACCCGUGCUCAUUGUCAUCGAUGCGUUGGAUGAGAGCGGUGAAGCUGAUUCUCGGGAACAGAUUCUUCGUCUACUCGCUGGCAAACUGAACAGUUCAACCUCACAACUAGUUGAACUUCCAACCAACUUCCGCAUUCUCCUCAUUUCCUGUCCACUUGAAGACAUUCAUAACACUCUGCAUGCUGCACCACAUGUUCGCCACGUUUCCUUGGAUGAUGUCUCGUCUUUGUCUACAGAACUCGACAUUCAGCUUUAUAUCUCCCACAAGCUGGAAGACCUGCGUCACGUCUUGAGCGAUGUACACUUUAAGGCGCUCGCUCUGAAAUCAGAUGGCCUGUUUGAAUGGGCCCGUCUCGCCUGUGAGUACAUCAAGGGUACGAACAAAGUGGGCGUGGGUCCGGUGGGCCAUUACAAAGCUAUGAUUGCAGGAACAUCUGAAAAAGGAACGCGUCUGUUGGAUAUUAUGUAUGCACGCAUCUUGGGAGAAAUCAUGCCGGAGGACGAGCGCAGAGAAGCUAUCCCGGUGUUUUGCUCAGUGAUGGGGCAAAUCCUUGCCUCGUUGGAACCCCUGCCCAUGCCUGCGUUGACGGCCAUGCGACUCCAUUUUCUCGAAGGGACUUGCGAUUACGAAGUGGGCCGGGUCCUUGGGCCACUGGGGUCCCUUUUGACUGGCACUUCGGACUCCCAUACUCCCAUACGUCCCCUCCACGCAUCCUUCUAUGACUUUCUCACAGACAAAUCGCGGAGCCAUGGCUUCUUCAUUGAUGCCUCAUCAAUACACAAUGAUCUUGCCUUUGCUUCACUUCGAGUCAUGGAGGGUGGACUUCGCUUCAACAUAUGCUCCUUAGAGAGUUCUUACUUACCUAACUCAUCUGUCCCUGAAUUGGAGAAACGAGUGAAGGAUUCUAUUUCAACUGAAUUAUCAUACUCAUGUCGAUUCUGGGGCACACAUGUUGGCUCCGUGUCCUUCGAGUUGUCGCUCGCCAAGGAAGUUGAAGCUUUCUUCGAUGAAGAGCGCCUUCUUUGGUGGUUGGAAGCGCUGGCCCUGAUGAAGGGCCUUGGUGGCUCGGUAGUGACCCUCUCGUCUGUUGCAGAUUGGUUUUCGGUGCGUAGUUCAAGUUUGUUCUUUUCUCAAUGA
Messenger RNA from Suillus plorans, 1569 nucleotides. RefSeq lists its product as uncharacterized. The transcript has a single exon. The record is from RefSeq and is a predicted model, not a curated record. NCBI's taxonomy places the organism in Eukaryota, Fungi, Basidiomycota, Agaricomycetes, Boletales, Suillaceae. The coding region runs from base 1 to 1569 and encodes 522 amino acids.